AUGUCUGCAAUCUGCCUCAUUCAGUACCCAUACUACCAUCGAAUACAGGACGCCAUGGAUGAAGCAGGCACUGCCAUACACCUGUUCGAAGACCUCAACAUCACCUGGUUAAUGCUGCAGGCAUUGCCGUCAGUUGAUGAAGUGUUCGAGAAAUGCUACUGGCAGGGCCACCGUUUCAACUGCUCGAGUCUGUUCUUCCUGCAGCGGACAGAGAUCGGCUUUUGCUACGCAUUUAACUCACUCACAUCGGAAAACAGGAGGCACUGCGUCGGUGAACCUCGCUUGACGUCAGGCAAUAGCGAUUCGUGCCAAGUGUGGCGCAAUGUGGCGGGGGGUGCCCUCUCCGGCUUGGAAAUCUUCUUGAGGACACCGCCUGCCGCUCAAGGACAUCGAUGGGACAAUCGCUAUAGGCUAAUGAUCAAUGAAGUAUCAUCUGUGCCAAACUCACUGAGGAGCCACUUGAUACCUUCGAGCACCCAUCACGUCACCGUGGUCGAGCUGGAAGUCUCUGUAACUGAGAGCAGUCCACAAAUAGAACAGCUGCCAACAGAAAAGCGGCGCUGCUUGUUUGCCAAUGAGAGACACCUAAUUCUUAGUCGCUACUCUCAAGUAGCAUGCACAGUGGAAUGUAGACUUGAGUACAUGCUGCGAGUCUGUAAUUGUACUACAUAUGUCUUCAACCAGAUAUCAGCAACAACAUGA
Molecule: messenger RNA, 702 nt
Organism: Schistocerca serialis cubense
Lineage: Eukaryota; Metazoa; Arthropoda; Insecta; Orthoptera; Acrididae
Product: sodium channel protein Nach-like
Exons: 5
Coding region: 1-702 (233 amino acids)
Biological process (GO): sodium ion transmembrane transport
Cellular component (GO): membrane
Molecular function (GO): ligand-gated sodium channel activity
Source: RefSeq, a predicted model, not a curated record